UUCGAAAAUAAUAGUAGCAGUUCCGUUAAAUACAUCGAAUGUUUCAAUGCUCAAGAGACUCUUCAGUACCAGCCACUCGCAUUCUUUCUCAGAAGACGAGGGAGUGUACAGGAGGAAAUCUGCUAUACAGAUCUUGGCGCCGAAUGAUGGAGACAAAGAGUUCAAGAGCUCUGUGAGGAAGGUGUCCAAGAGUUUAGAGGACGAGAAAAAAAUCCGAGCUGCCAUAGAAAAUAAUGAAUUCAUCAGACACGUCAUCUCAGAAAAGAGAUUUGAAGCCAUCUUCCGCACGAUCUUCUCCCAAGAAGUGAAAAAAGGCGAGCAGAUAAUCAGAGAGGGAGAAAUAGGCUCGGAACUGUACAUCUCAGCUUCCGGAAAGUUCGAAAUCUACAACAGAGGUGGCGGAACGCUGCUAACCUUCGAUGACACCAGAGUUUUCGGAGAACUAGCCUUACUUUACAACGAGAAACGAAAAGCCUCAGUACGAGCCUUAACGAAAGGCAGAUUAUGGGUGCUCCAAAACAAGACCUUCAAGGAGAUAGUCCACCGGUCGGAAGAAGAAGAAAGAAAGGAAUUGGUGUUCUUCCUCGGAAAGGUCCCUACCUUGAACACGGUGCCUUCAGACACUCUUGGUUUUGUGGCAGGUCUCCUCAUCCCAAAAUUCUUCGAAUCGGGCGUUGACAUAGUCCAAGAAGGUGAAAAAGGCCACUCUUUCUUCAUUAUCCGGGCAGGGUCAGUAAAGGUGAAGACAAAAGGAGAUGGAACGGUCGCAACUUUGUCCACUGGCCAGUAUUUUGGCGAGAUGGCCCUCAUCAACGAAGACGUUAGAAAGGCGACAGUCCAAGCAGAACCACCAGGUUGUGAAUGCCUGGUCUUGAGCCGAAAACACUUCAUAAAACACUUCGGGGACGUCAAAGACUUCCGAAGGAUUUCAGCGACUAACAGAAUCAAGAACCUUUCACUCAAAGAAGAUCACAAAUACCAAGAUCUAGACCUUAGGGAACUGAAGAGGGUUAGGACGAUAGGUGCUGGUGGUUUUGGUCGUGUGGAUUUAGUACAGCACAGGAAGGAUGUCGACUUGGUGUUCGCGCUCAAAUACCUCAAGAAGUACAAGUGCAUGCUGCAAGAACAGAGGGAACACGUGUUGAACGAGAAAAACGUCCAGAUGAACUGUAGUUGUCCUUUCAUAAUAAGGAUGUUCAAAACAUUUAGGGACUCUCGAUAUCUUUACUUUCUGAUGGAGGCUCAACUAGGUGGAGAUUUGUGGAGACUCAUGUACUACACCAGGAGGAAGCCUUUCGACGAGCAAGAUGCUAGAUUCUACGUUGGUUGCGUUAUUGAGGCUUUUCUUUAUUUGCACGAACGAGGCAUAAUUUACAGGGACUUAAAACCAGAGAACCUCCUGAUAGCCAAUGAUGGUUACGUCAAACUCACAGAUUUUGGUUUCGCUAAGAUCAUAGGAACCAAUAGGACACAUAGUAUGGUUGGUACUCCCGAUUACAUGCCCCCUGAAAUAGUUCUGAACGAGAGCCAUGACAGAGCAGUGGACUGUUGGACUUUGGGCAUCUUCAUCUACGAGCUGAUCACCCUGAAGACUCCUUUCAAAACCUGCUGCGACCGUGACACGUACAAACUCAUUCUAAAAGGUCUGGAGCACUGCAGAUUUCCCAGCCACGUUUCUGUGAAAGCCAAGAAUUUGAUAAGUAAACUGUGUCAGUACAGGCCAACAGAUAGGUUGGGCUACUCCAAGAAUGGAGUUGGAGAUGUUAAGAAACAUCAUUGGUUUGCUCACUUCGAUUGGAGCGACCUCAAGCGGUUGAAAAUGAAGGCGCCGCAUGUUCCAAAACUUAUUGGGAAUCUUGAUUUGAGCUACUUUGGUUCUUAUAAAGAUGAUGAUGCGGAAGUACCUGAAGUUAUAACUAAUUGGGAUGAUGAAUUCUGAGAUAUUUUGAAGGAGUCUUAUUGGUUUUUUAGAUCUCUAAAAGUUGAGGUUUGUGAUAUCUGAGUUCAACCCCUAAGGCUGACUUCAGUUAUCUUAUCCGACUUCGCUAACUGGUGACAGUUAGUUAAUUCUCAGGAAAAUCAAUAGCACACUAAAAAAUCAAUUGGUAAGAUCUCGUUCCAAAUCUAUAGAUAGACAAAGCUUCUUUUCCACCAUCUAACUUUCUGAAUGAGUUAGUGUAGUUGAGAAUAAAUUUGAUUUGAUUUAUUAUAAAGCGUCAAAAUACAUUCGUAAAAUAGCUCACUGAAAUUAUGACUUGUAUUUAGGAAAUACCAAUAAGUUUGCAUUGUCAUCGAUAUCACACAUGUUCUGGAAAAAUACGAUAUGAUAACAAAAUAUAAUUGAAGAAUUUUUCUAAACCAUCAAGUUUUCAUAAGUUUCAAGAGGUCAGAAGCUAAUUUGGCUAUCUUAAGGACUUUUCAAACUUAAUUGCUGCUUUUGUAGCCAAAAUUCGAGGAGAUCUUUUUUCUGCUAUAAAGUUUACAUUUAAUGGAAAGCUCCAGAUCAAAUGGUCAUUGUGCUAAAUUAAUAGGCACCUUUAGAUUCUUGUCCAAAAGGAAAAAAUCAUCAUUUAGAUUGUAUAUUUAGGCUGUAUUUUUAUAAAAAAAUAAAGACUAAUUUUGAAUCCUA
Harmonia axyridis is the source of this 2629-nucleotide messenger RNA. RefSeq names its product cGMP-dependent protein kinase, isozyme 1-like. Bases 47 to 1939 code for a protein of 630 amino acids. NCBI's taxonomy places the organism in Eukaryota, Metazoa, Arthropoda, Insecta, Coleoptera, Coccinellidae. The transcript is spliced from 2 exons. Gene Ontology annotation, biological process: protein phosphorylation. The record is from RefSeq and is a predicted model, not a curated record. Gene Ontology annotation, molecular function: cGMP-dependent protein kinase activity; ATP binding.